GGGGGGGACAGAGGUCGGGAUGACGGACGGCUGCCUGAUCGACGAGCUGAUCGAGCUGACGGCUCAGAGCCUCAGCUACCUGGAGAUCAAGGAGCACUUCAACGUCAUCAAGGAGAUCGGAAAGGGGAAGUACGGAACGGUGCUGUUCGUCACCCAUCGCUGCCGGGGCACCCCCAUGGCCCUGAAGGUGAUGCCCAAGGCCUCCACCAAGCUGCAGGGCUUCCUGCGGGAGUACUGCAUCUCCCUGCGGCUGUCCCAGCACCCCUGCAUCGUGGGCCUGUUCGGCAUCGCCUUCCACUCCCAGGAGCACUACGCCUUCGCGCAGGAGCUGGUCGUCGGCAAGGACCUGUUCGCCGUGAUUCAGCCGCGGGUGGGCAUCCCUGAGAGUGCGGUGAAGCGCUGCGCCAGUCAGAUCGCCAGCGCGCUGGAGUUCAUCCACGGGCACGGGCUGGUGCACCGGGACGUCAAGCCCGAGAACGUGCUGCUGCUGGACCGGCAGUGCAGCCGCGUGAAGCUGGCCGAUUUCGGGCUGGCGCAGAAGCGGGGCGCGCUCAUCCGCCUCAUCUCCGGCACGCUGCCCUACAUGGCGCCCGAGCUGUGCGCGGUGGUGGCGUCCCCGGACGGGCAGCGCGCCCCCGGGGUGGACCCCCUCAGCGUGGAGCCCAGCCUGGACACCUGGGCCUUCGGCGUGCUCCUCUUCUGCGUCCUCACCGGCUUCUUCCCCUGGGAGAGCUGCACGCCCGCCGACGACUUCUACCGCGAGUUCGCCGACUGGCGGGGCGGGGGGGGUCCCACCGCCGCCGCCGCCGCCGCCGCCGAGCCGCCGUCUCAGUGGCAGAGGUUCACGCCCGCCUGCCUGGAGAUGUUCGGCGAGCUCCUGGAGCCGGACGCCGGGCGCAGGGGCGGGGUGGGCCGGGUCAAGGCCUACGUGGACCGGGACUGGGUGGCGCGGGCGACGGACGCCGCCGAACCGGCGGGAGAGAACGGGACGGUCGGCGCCGCCGGCGCCAGCGCCACGCUCAGCGUGCGCCGGAGCGGCUCGGUUAAAAUGGCGGACUGAA
Messenger RNA from Anguilla anguilla (European eel), 1061 nucleotides. RefSeq names its product serine/threonine-protein kinase SBK1. The transcript is spliced from 3 exons. The coding region runs from base 20 to 1060 and encodes 346 amino acids. Gene Ontology annotation, molecular function: protein serine/threonine kinase activity; ATP binding. NCBI's taxonomy places the organism in Eukaryota, Metazoa, Chordata, Actinopteri, Anguilliformes, Anguillidae. Gene Ontology annotation, biological process: peptidyl-threonine phosphorylation; peptidyl-serine phosphorylation. The record is from RefSeq and is a predicted model, not a curated record.